AUGGAUUCUUUCCGAAGCGUUUUCGUCAAGGCGUCAAUAGGCUUGGCUCUAGCAGUUACUGCCCUCGCCGCCCCAAACGCAACAGCGGUCCCUCUUGCGGAAGGUUGUGCAGCAUACCCCGGCUACGACAGCGCGACAGACAUGACGGGACCUCUGCGCGUGGUAGCCGACUUCACGGGCACCGAGCUCGACGGCUUCCGGUUCGUUCCGAAGUUCGCGAUCGCCGUCGGCGGCGGCAGCUGGGGAUUUAUGGUAAUACCGACGACCGAGGAUAAUAUAGCUGAGACUCCGUUCCGCUGCGGUAACGGCACGCUCCAGGCUCGCUUGAACGUGGGUAUCCAGGGCGAUCGGUGGCAGGCUUUGAUCGCGGCCGGGACGCCUGCCGAGUCCGUCUUCGGGUUUGGCCUCCCGGACCUUCCUGAUCCUAACUACCAUCUCAGAAUUUGGUAUUAUGUCAUGAGCGUUAUUUCAAUUGCCUCCUUGUUCCUUAAUUACCUUCAAGAUAUCGUCAAUCGUCAGAUUCUGCUGAAUCUACACGUUAACGUCGAAAACGAAUACCAGCAUUCGCACAUACUAGAUGGAACCGUGCAGCCGGGAGUAUUUUUAGGCGCCGUCAAUGUUACCACCUGGGGCUUCAACUACCAGAACAAUACCGAAGCGGGCGAGUACUACUUCGUGAGAUUGCUGGGCCCUAAUAGCAACAAUCUGGCGACAGGGAAACCGCUGAAUCCAGGUGAAUUUACUGGAUAUAUUAAAAUUACCGCCGCUUGA
This is a messenger RNA of Daldinia caldariorum, 771 nucleotides long. RefSeq lists its product as uncharacterized. The transcript has 4 exons. The coding region runs from base 1 to 771 and encodes 256 amino acids. The record is from RefSeq and is a predicted model, not a curated record. Lineage: Eukaryota; Fungi; Ascomycota; Sordariomycetes; Xylariales; Hypoxylaceae.